This is a messenger RNA of Myripristis murdjan (pinecone soldierfish), 2112 nucleotides long. Its product is annotated as rab9 effector protein with kelch motifs. Gene Ontology annotation, molecular function: protein binding. The transcript is spliced from 18 exons. Lineage: Eukaryota; Metazoa; Chordata; Actinopteri; Holocentriformes; Holocentridae. The record is from RefSeq and is a predicted model, not a curated record. The coding region runs from base 1 to 1518 and encodes 505 amino acids.
AUGGCUCUAGCCAGCGGUCACUGGGUGGAAAAGGAGACGAGGGGAGAGGCACCGAGUCCCAGACACGGCCAUGCAGUGGCGGUGGCAGGAAACGUGGCGUUUGUGUUUGGAGGAGCUUCAGACUCCAACCAGCAGGAGAACGUUUACCUCAACGACUUCUACAUGCUGACAGUUUCUGCUGACGCCGCCACGUGGGAGGAGAUUCCUCAAGGCGGACACGUUCCCUCGGCCAGGGAAGGACACACUCUCUGGGUGGUGAAGGGGAGGCUCUUCCUGUUCGGAGGAGCGUCCGAGCCCAACGCCACCGAGUGCCUGCCCGGAGUUUACUGCUUCGAUAUCGUGUCUCUGACCUGGGAUCGCCUAGCAACAGGGGGCGUGGCCCUCAGGACCCUCAGACACAGCUCUGUUGCCGUGGGCGACAACAUCUACGUGUACGGGGGGAUUGUGGGCGGGUCUCCAGCCGACGACCUGAUGGUCUUCAACACAGUGUCUCUGGCCUGGACGCCGGUCAGGACGAUGGGAACGCCGCCGUGUGCACGGUACGACCAGACCUUUGCUCUGGUUGGUGAUCAGGUCUUCAUGUUCGGAGGCCGUGGAGCAGAUGGAGAAUUCUAUAAAGAUCUCCAUGUUCUGAACACAGAUCAUCUGGUCUGGCAGAAAUGUGAAGUGAAGGGAGAGUCGCCUCCGUCCUGCAGAGGACAGACCCUGAGCGCACACCACGACAAGGACAUUUAUCUGUUUGGUGGAAAAAACAUGAAUGAGGACGGAACCAUCACUUCAUCCAAUGAAAUCCACAAACUCAGUAUUGCUAAGAUGAAGUGGAAGGUUCCUCUGUACGUUGGGAUUCCUCCGGCUCGCCGACACGGACACACGGCCUUCAUCCUGCACAGCCACCUGUAUGUGUUUGGAGGGAGGAACGAGGAGCAGGAGUUUAAUGACCUGAAGGUGAUGAAACUGAUCAACCCGUCUGAGAGACAGCCAGUGAUGAAGGAGAUCCUGUCUGAGUUUGGCCUUCAGGGAGUCAGCCACGGCUUCGCCCCGACGAAGGUUCCCAACGUGAAGUACGACCUGAGCGACUUCAGCCCGACCCGCCGGGACAGGAACCCCGCUGCCCACACACAGGUGACUGUGCAGCGGGACUUCAGUGUGAUCCGGGAUCAGGCCCUGAAGAUGAUCCAGGCUGCGUUCGCUCUGCUGGAGCAGGAGGUGCAGAAGCUGGACAGAGAGAAGAGCGAGCUGCGACAGGCUGCCGACGCCGUGCAGAGAGAGAGAGACGAGCUGCAGGCCCACAGACAGCACCUGGAGCAGGAGCUGCAGGAGAUGCUGGACAGACAUCGCUCUCAGAACGAGGCUUGGCUCCGAGCGAGAGCCGAGGAGAACGACCGAGAGAGGAGGGAGCUGUGCAGACUGAGGGAGGAGGUGCUGCAGGAGCAGGAGCGGCUGCGGGAGGAGCAGAGCAGCGUUCAGAAACGCAGCGAGCAGCUGCUGUCCAUCAUGCAGCAGUUCAAAGGAAUGUGACAGCCAGCAGGCCCCGCCCACCUCAGCACAGCACCCAAUCACAACGAAGCACUUCUCAUUUACUUAAGGCUCAAUUAAGCCUUUGACACCUGGAUCAGAAAUCAUUUUAAAUGUAAAACUACCACAAGAAAACGACCUGGAAAUCAACAAUUAAGGAAUUAUCUAGAUAAUGAGCUGAAAAAUUAUAAAACUGGGGAAAAUUUCCAUAAAACUAUAUUCAUAAUUAUUACAGGUAGGUAGGUCAUUUAUAAGCCUGACAUGACUCUAGAAACAGAACAGAACAAGAGCCGUAACAAGAGGAGAACUAAUAUAAUCCAUAAGUAAUAUAAUAUCUGGUUUUAGUCCAGAUUCUGUCCAGACCGAUUUUAGAACGGCAAAAACCUGUGAAAUGUGAUUUUUGCAAAUGAGAUGUAAAUCAGAUGUGGAGGAGGUUUGACAUGUGACUCCAGUCAGAUUUCUGCAGAUGUGUCUCGGUCCGUCCUGUCCGUCCUGUCUGUCCUGUCUCUGGCUGAGGAGGCAGGUUCCCUCCGUCUGAGCCUUCAGCUGGCGGCUCUGUGAAACGUUUCAAACGCACCGGCUCGGGUCUCAAAGUGA